UGCAACCCUUUUGCUGUUGAGCUAAUAGUCAAUGCACGUUGUAUUGAAGAAUUACACAAUUAAAAGUUUUCUUUAUAAAUAAAAGUUUAGUUUUUUCAAUCAAGUCUUUUAAGAAAUCUCAUAACAAUGAUUCAACAACAACGCCAGAGAAUUGAACAUGCCGUCACUGAAAUGAUCGAUGACAUGGACAAAACACAUUUGCGUAAGAUGCAGACCGAUAUGCAUCUUUGUGCUGCCAAAUGUUGUCAAGACAACAGCUCCAGUGUUGACAGUGUGCAACGUUGUGUAGAUAGAUGCUCAGCCCCAUUGACGAGAGCACAAAACUAUGUGCAACACGAAUUGGGCGAAUUCCAAGGAAGAUUGCAAAGAUGUGUUAUGCAAUGCAACGAUGAUGUUAAAGUAAAAAUGCCUGCAAAUCCCAGUGAAGAAGAAAUCAGCAAAUUUACCGAUCAAUUUGAACGCUGCGCUGUUAAAUGCGUAGAUAAACAUGUCGGUCUAAUACCAUCAAUGAUGAAGACAAUGAAAUCGGUGUUAGCAAAGGGCCCUGAAGCAAUUCCGCAAGUUUGAGGGCCGACAUCUUUUUUGUUAAAAUUGUUAAUAUAUAUUACGGCAAAAUGCAAUGAGAUACCUAUUCUAUUUUUAAUUUGUUUCAAUCUAAUUUCCCAAUAUGAGAUUGGAUUUACAUGAAUAUACAAUUUUUUACAAUUGAUGUAUGAUGAAAAUAUG
Stomoxys calcitrans (stable fly) is the source of this 726-nucleotide messenger RNA. RefSeq names its product protein FAM136A. The record is from RefSeq and is a predicted model, not a curated record. The transcript is spliced from 3 exons. Bases 127 to 567 code for a protein of 146 amino acids. Gene Ontology annotation, cellular component: cytoplasm. NCBI's taxonomy places the organism in Eukaryota, Metazoa, Arthropoda, Insecta, Diptera, Muscidae.